AUGGCCAUCUUAAGCCCCUCCUUUGUGUUUGGGAUUGUGGUGCUCCUCUACCUCUCGUCGUUCAUCCUCUUUGCAGUCCUACGCAUCGCCACCGGCAUAUCCAUCCAACGCAUCGGUUAUUUGUCUCUGAGAAGACUGGCAUACACACCACGAGAUGGAAUAAGAGUGGAAAUCCGCGGGUUGGGAAUCAACCUUCAUCGUCCAACAUUUGCCCAGCCGACCUGGCUAAGCAUUGUUGUGACUGAACUUGCUGUAACGGUUGAUAUCGAAGCCUUGGAAACACAAAAUAAGCAGAAGCUCAAAAACAUCACAGAGUUAAGCCAAGAUACUGCUGAAGAUUCCGACCAUACGCCCCAACCUCAGGCUGCGAAAGGCUGGGCGAAAUACCAUGGCAAAGGCGCCAGCGAAAGCCAGCGGAAGAGUUGGGACGAACUUAAAAAACUGAAGGAAAGGGUCAAGCGCCUCCAUCGCAGUAUUGGGUGGCUUCGAAUGGUCGAUAUUGUGGCCACCAACUCAUCACUCACAAUCUUGGAAGUGGGAACUAUCCAGAUUGGUAGUUAUACCAUUGCCGUCAAUACGAGGCGGAAAAUGGUCGACCAGGGGCACAUAUUCUCACGCAAGAAGCAGCAAGAGAAACAUCAGCGACCAGCCGAAUGGACGGUCACCAUUCGAAGUGUGCUACUUACUGCCGAAGGGAACGAGUCGUUGGAGGUCCUGGAUCACGCAGCUCUCAACAUAAAUGGUCUGCUUUACAAGGAGAUUGACGGGCUGCACGAGGCAUCAAUUGAACUAAAGCUAGGAAGGCUACAUAUUCCCGUGGACGAUAUAGAGACGUGUUUAUCUUGUUACCGCAAUCGCUCUAAGCUUUUCUCAAAGAGCCGCCAUGAAACAGAUUCAACCUCUGACGCGCAGGUCGCAAAUCUGAAAGUGGACACGAGUGCUGAAUGUGACACAAACAUGGAGAACACUUCGGAUUUCAACGAAUUUCUCAGUUCAAUCCUCCGAGGAAUCAAGGAAAUACAAUUUGCAAUUACCCACAUUGGACUUGCAAAGAAGAUUCGAAAUGUUCAGCCCGGCAACGGCCCUCUAUUUUUUAAUGCUUCCAUGAAAGAGGUCGGCAUAGAUGUACAUCGGUUAGACCCCAAGUCUCCAGACCAUCGCAUGUACUUCUCUUCGCAAACUGUGGCACAUCAAGGUCUCUUGGCGGCGCUUUCUGUUUCUAUUGGUGUUGAUGAUGGCCAUGGAAAGUCAGACCGCCUAGUAUAUAUACCGAUGACUACCACCACGAUAAGAACCACCUUACCUUCCAAGAUUGUUGGGUUUAAAGGGGUUCAAAGUGCUGAUGAGCGCAAUGCAAAUAUCUUAUUUGCCAACAUAGUCAUCACUUCUCCGUCGGUUGACCUUGACCCGAAACACCUUCCACUUCUCAUGACGAUCAUGCAACCACGUCCAAAAUCGACAUCCCGAUCAGGCCAAGGAAGCCGCGAGCUAAUUUCAAAGUUCCUACCCAAAGCGAAUGUCAAGUUUUCUAUGCAUGAGCCAGUAUUCCGCAUAGCAUUACCUCCCGUGGAAAAGGAUGCUGACGAAGACGACUUUGAUCUCAUUAUAUCAUCCAUUUCCUCGGUGUCGUUGGACCUAGAAUCGUCUCAUUCUGCUGAAGGAGAUAUUCACUAUGCGCUAGCAUCCACAUUCAGAGUGCAAUCACACGAUUUGUACUACCAGACAGCUUCGGCAGCUCGCUAUGAUUUACUUCAGACAGAGUCUAUGGAGAUUAAAGUACAGGUGAACGCAAGCCCUGAAGUUAACGUGAUAGCUUCCGGUAGUCUUCAGACAUUCUCGGUCCGAAUGAUCCGCCCAGAACUAAGUGAGGGCAUCCGCGAGAUUGUCCACCAACUUAGGACUAACGUAGAGCCGGAUAAAAAGGUGAAUCCCAAAACAUCGAAAGAUCCCAACUUCGUCAGAGCUCUACCACCGUGGCUACUCCACUUUCAAUUCCAUGCUUCGAAUUUCAGCGCUGAAGUCGCUGGUGUUGACCCAGAUAUUUCGAAUGAUAUACGCGGCGUUGCUUUACAAUUAGAAUCGUGGACAGCGGAAUAUCGAGCACACAAAGGAAAAAUUGCAGACCGCAACCCAUCCCAUAGACGGGCCAGCAGCGGAUCGUUAACCCCUGACACCCACCACCACAGAAGUGUCCCUCAAAGUAUCGAACACAGCCAAGACUCGACUGAUGGACGAUGCUUAACGAUAGACGUUUGCGGCCUAGAAGGAUUCGUCGUUGAAUCUUCAGAAAAGUGGGAAUUCGAGUCUUUUCUUGCCAUGCCGCAAUGCAAUAUUACCGCCUCGACCUCCACUGAUACCCAGGGGCCUCUAUUUCAUGUCAAUUCGCAUGUCAGGACACUAUUGAUCCAAUAUUCGUUAUAUCGGCACUAUGCCAUUGGCGUCGCAGGAACCGUAUUUCGAAAGGCAUUCAUUCGCACCAAAACGAAUGUUGAUAUUAUCCGUCCCUCGCUGGCGGCCACUAGGGACAUCAAUGGCCUAGACUACCUGUCCCCCAUGCAGUUUCCAACUAACAGCAACAAACGCAACCUCCUCGAGCACAGACUGCGAUUGAACGAACUGGUAACAAUCGAUGCCAAGUUUGGCUUAAUUCAAGUAAAAGCCAAUAUGCCCGCUGACCCACCUAUGAUGCUGCAAGUGUACGGCGUGGAAACUGGCCGUCGGCGAUACUCACCACCCUUCAUGAACUGCAAGCUUGCUCGACUCUACGUCGAGGCACCUAAGAUGAAGCGGGUAUGGGCUCGCCUCGCCAGUAUCAAAACAGGAAAGGUUAACUUGCGACAAAUGAGGCAACAGUUAGCCUCUGGAGCUUCUGUGGAAGAUAAUGUUAUUGAAGUCAGCACGGAAGCCAUACGGCUAGCUGUGCCGCAUCAAGUUGUUCUAUAUAAAGUCUUUGACAAUGUCGUGAACACAGUCAAAGCGAUAGAACAACUUCAUCACCGGUUCAAAACCGGGACAAAUGAGUAUAUCUUGAAGAAGGGUCCAGAGGGACCCAAGCAUGUGCCAAAAAUUUCUGUUCGUAGCAAGGCACUUCUUUUUGAAAUCGAAGAUGGUGCAUUUGAAUGGAAACUGGGCAAUAUUUACAGAUCUGGACUGGUCGAACAACAGCAACGCCUUGCCCGCGAGGAAGCAUUUAGAGUCAAAGUUAAGAAGGUCGAAGAACAAGAACAGAGAAAGGACACGUCAAGAAUCCGUACUCGAUCGGCUCGCCCGUUUGGCCGAAGUAAUCAACAGGGUACUUCCCACAUGAGAAGCAAAAGCGAAGAGUACUCACAAAGACCUGAGCGCUCACGAUCAACCACGCGUCAUUACCGUAUGCGAUACGACCCGGAGGGAUUGUGUGGUCUAAGUGCCUCUACAAAGGUCCCAAUCCAAGAAGCUAUGGAAACAUUACAGCAUUAUAAUGCACAAAGUUGGAAGAGACGUAUCGAUCAAUCAUACAGGACACAGAUGAACGACAUGAAGAAAUUGCGGGGCGGGUUCUGGGGCCCUGAUGAGUUACCCGACGAUAUGGAAGACAUUGAGAACAUUGUGGAGAUACCUCAGCGCCCAGGUCUUAUGAGUACGCUGAUCAACGAUCUACACAUCACUAUUGAUAAACCUACUUUCCCUCCUAGCCAACUCCCAGAAUUUCUCCACCAGAUUGGGAAGGGUAUGCCUCACGAUAUGAAGUACUCUUUACUCAUUCCCAUGCACGUCCAGAUCGACAUGGGAGAGGCACGUAUGUCGCUCAGAGACUACCCUCUCCCUCUCCUACACGUGCCAGCCAUGAAGCCAGGCCAGUCCCUACGGUUGCCAAGUUGGUCUUUAAAGACAAACUUUGUCAUUGCGGAAGAGUUCUGCGGACCGCAAUCUGUCCGUCACGUCAAAGUUGAUAUCGUUCCUGCCAAGGUCAGGAACCAGGUACAAUCAAACUCGGGCUAUUUCGCUAUCGAUGUACGACGUACCGUGUCUCCAGUAAAGUCAUAUUCAGAUCUCAAUAUUGACAUCAAUACCAUAUUCCCGACGAGAAUUACAUGGGGCGCGUCAUACCAGCCUGCAAUCCAAGAUAUGAUGAUGGUAAUUGAAAAUUUUACAAAGCCUCAGAUCGAUCCUUCGGAUCGGACAGGUUUCUGGGACAAAAUCCGCCUGGGCUUUCACUCACGCUUGCUCGUGUCAUGGAAAGGCGAUGGAGACGUUCAUCUAUUGCUGAAAGGAACCCGUGACCCCUACGCAGUUACCGGAAACGGGGCCGGCUUCUUGAUGUGCUGGCGUAACGAUGUUCGGUGGAGCGUUUGGCGUGAGAAUGACCCGAAGAAAUUCAUGACCGUCGAGAGUGGUGAUUACAUACUGGCCAUUCCUGAUUACAGUCAUCAAGCCCUUCAAACAAUUUCAUCGGGCCGUGACAGCGACAGCGUGGCAAGCAGCGAUAGCUACAGGAAGGGGGCAAUUUUCAAGAAGGUGAUCAUGAAACUCUCUGGAAAUGUCCAAUGGUUAGCAGGUCUUGUCUUCGAAAGAAAUAUCGUCGGCGGAGAAAGGACUUUUGACUUUAUACCGCACUAUGACAUUAUUUUAAAAGAGCCUGCUUUUGCAAAAGCGCCGCCAGGGGAUGUAUAUGACGCUUUCAGGGGAUUUCGGAGUAACUAUAUCCACUUAUCUAUCGCUGUGACAGCCCCAAUGAACCGGAGUUGGUCUGUAACAAAUACGACGCCAUCAACAAGCUACAACAGCGUCCAUUUAACCCCACGGUUCUUCACCCAUUUUUUUGCAUGGUGGUCCAUGUUUGGAGGCACGAUGUCUCUUCCAAUUCGACAAGGCCGAUUAUGGCCCGGACUUGAAAAGUCGAGCAAAAAAUUUGGUAGGCAUUUGGCGACCAUAAAAUACAGCAUCUUGCUCGCCCCGCUAUUUCAUAGCCAUGUAUACAAACACAAAGAAGCUGAGGAUUACACGGAGGAUGUCGUCUCGGUGACCGGACUCAAGAUAAAACUGGACAGUUUCAUGCUUGAUAUACACCAGAGAAGAGAGUGGUUUAACACUCAGGACAAAGGCAGGAAAACUCAGAGCAAAACCACAGGCAUGAAAAUCCAUAAGGCUCAGCUGGACUUGGUAUCAGCGGACAUCCGCGCCAUGUCUGCAACAAUUGCAGGUACAACGCCAGAAACCCUCAAGAAAGCAUCUGUUCCGCCGCCCGUUACUCAACAGGACAGGGGUGCAACUGAACUUUCCAAAUUUGUUAUUCCAGACAAUGAUUUCAGUUGGAUAGAUAUGGAUGAUUUUGUGGAACUGGAUUGGAUUUUGCCAGCCGAGGCAAAUCCACAUACAAAAAUCAUGCCACUUGCUUAUGCACCCAGGCUUUCUUAUUUCCGUCAAACAGACCAUGGGGACACUAUAGCUGGUGACCCAGAUCGCACAAGCCCCUUUGGAAACGAGCCCACCCAUGUCUGCAUCAUGUCCAAAGACGACGAUCCGCGAAAAGUCCAAUGUCAGCUCAUUCAAAAUCGACUAGAUCAACUCGAGGAACAGGUAAUUGAUCACAAACGAGCGAUGGGAGAAAUUGAGCUUCGCCAGCUACAGGCUACAAGUGCUGAUGACGACACGGCGAUUAAAGCCGAACUUGAUCAGAUGAGAAGUUAUGAUACAGUACUACGAGAGAAGCGAUCGUUCCUGGAAGCUAUGCUGCAUCUCAUGGAAGCUAGAAUUAGGGCAGAUAUCCGGAAUGCGACGCCUGGUCUAGACUUAGAUCCAGGAACCGAUACUCGUACCUUCCCAGAGGAAGAAACCCACUCGAAUAAUACCCGUGGGGAGAAUGCUGCUGCCCCUGAUUUUGUUAGUGAUUUCAAUAAUCGCUUUGUCAUUCAUAACAUUCAACUAAAGUGGAACAACUCUUUACGCAACACCAUUCUCCGAUAUAUUCACCAGGUCAGCCAAAGGCGGGGGUUCAUAUAUUACCUAUCGAGAAGGGCAGUGAAGUUUAUCCUAGACAUUGUCGAAGAGCAAAACAAGGCAAAAGCCCCGAAGUCUAAGUCUUCAACACCGCCGAGUCCUCAACCGCCAUCUGCAUCUCCUUCAAGCGGGACAGAGGAGCAAAACGCCGACUUCGAUAUUCAACAACGAAUCCAAGGGUUACUCGCUGAUUCCAAAAAAUUUGUCGAUGCGAACGAUCCCGGAAACUAUGAGAGCGCAGGAAGACCCUCCGCAGAGCAUCUUACCUCCAACAUUGGUAAAGAUUUUACACCUCAGAACACAUACCAUGUUCGCCUUAUCGCCCCUCAAAUUCAGCUUCAGAGCGAGAAAAACCCAAAGUCUGUUGCUCUGGUUACCGCGAAAGGCAUGGAGCUUAAACUUGUUGAAAUCAUGGAUAAAGAUCGCAUUUUUGAUGAAAUUAGCGGGCUGGUUCAGCGUCGAUUCUCUGUGGAAAUGGAUGGUACCCAGUUUUUCGUCACCCACCAGAAGCUUUUUAAAUCUCCUCUUCUCUCCUUGUAUUCGGGAAGUCAAUAUGGGACGCCUUCGGGAUCGGCCUGGCCACCUUGGGUUCCGAUGGAAGUCAUGUUCGAUUUCGAAGUCGACCCAUUUGGAUUCAAGCGUGUUGUGCAAAAGACCUCGGCAAGCUUAAGAUACGACAAAUACAAUACGUUGCGCCUAAAGUACAAUGAUGAGGUUGACAGGACAGACAAAGUCGCUGCUGAUAGCCUGGACAGUCGAAUGGAUCACCUCUGGGUUCAGUUUCCUCAUAUAAGAGCAAUUUGCGACUCAUCUCAGUACUAUGCCAUGUAUAUCAUUGUACUCGACCUGUUACUAUACAACGAGCCCCUCGAAAAGACUCGCAGUGAGAAAUUAGAGAAGAUAAUGCUUGCGUCUGACUUUAGCGACCUUCGUGGCGCCCCUGAGAUGGUCAUCCGGCUCCAGGAACGUAUUCGCCAACUUGAAGAAAUCAAGACUCAAUUCCAAAUACAUUCGAAUUACCUAGACAAAAAAGGCUGGGAAGGCCGAAUCCUUUUAGACCGCGACCUAACAAGCUGUGGGGACGAACUCUUCUUCAUGAUGAAGGCGAUCACGACGUCACAGCGCAAAUAUGACGGUUCUCAAAAUAAUGGUCUGCUUAGGUGGAACAUAGCAUCCGAGCAGAUAGUAUGGCAUCUGAUGCGCGAUGAGGAUCGGCCCCUUAUGGAAUUCCAGCUACAAAAAGCGGAAUAUGAUCGAACCGAUAAUGCGGAUGGUUCACAUGUGAACCUCGUACAGAUUGGUAAGAUUGUGGGACUUAAUCUUCUUCCAGAUGCCAUAUAUCCCGAAAUGAUUGCUCCAUAUUUCGAUCCUGAACGCAAAGAAUCUGAAGGCGCCAAUAGGCAAAUGCUGAGGGUUUAUUGGUAUAUGCUCGAAGCAAUUGCUGGGAUUCCAGUCAUGGAUCAUUUCGAGGUUAAUCUGUUUCCAAUGAAAAUGCAACUAGAACGAGAAGUUGGUGUGAAGCUUUUUGAGUACAUAUUCCCAGGCUCUGGGGAAAGCCUUUCUGGCAACAUUAAAGGGUCCGCAGCACGAAUGAAAAACAUGGCACGGCCUCAGGACGAAGAUGAUGAGGAAGACAAUUCAACAACGCAUACCACUCAAUUCGUACUCAAUCCUGAUGCCGAGAGGUCGGACGCGAAUACUGGGUCUGGAGCCGAUUCGCUAGAAUUAAGAUUGAGGCCAACUUUGAAUUCCGAGAGUCGCUCGAAAACUGGCUUGUCACGAAAGAAAGCGAGGAUGGUAACUUUACAUCAUACUCAAGGUAGCGAGGGCGCAUCGUUCCGUCUAUUCCAGUCGAACAAGGCGCAUGCUCCAGAUCAGCAAUCAACGAAGAGCAUUCACAAAAAACCUUCUGUUGAUAGCUUGGGCUCAAGCAAUGCCACUCGACCAACAAUCUCCCGAUCCAUGACAAAUUUUUCGGCAUUCGAAGGGAGUGUAACAAGUGAGAGACGAAACAAACUCUUCGCCAUCAAUCGCAGUGGCAGACAAGAUGACGUGAAGCCUUCCGAUGAUCUGACGAAGAUGUUAAACCGAGCAUCCAACUAUAUGACGCUGGCAUAUGUCAAGAUUCCCAGUGUAGUCAUUUGCCUCAGUUACAAGGGCAAGGACCAACGCAAUAUUGAAGACUUGCACGAUUUCGUUUUUCGCCUACCUAUGCUCGAGUAUCGGAACAAGACCUGGUCAAAUCUUGAUCUCGCGCUUGCUCUGAAGAAGGAUGUCAUCAGGGCACUCAUCUCUCAUACAGGUGCAAUUAUCGGAAAUAAAUUUACCAAAUCUCGACCAACUAUGACACAGCAGCAUAGACUGAGGGAGCUUGCAACGAGCAAUGUCCUUUUAGUGCCAUCACGUCAAGAUUCGCCUCAUGAUUUUACCGACACAGGUAGCACCUUGGCGAGCAGCUCUACAGAUGCCAGGGACCGAUCUAAGAGCCCGCGUCGGUCAUUUGCUUCAAACAGUAGCAGCCUAGGUCCUGUGAGCGCAGGUAGUAGUGGCGCCGCUUCGUUUCAAUCUCGUAGUCGAGGAGGUUCAAGCAUCCCUCAAUCACUAGCUAUGACAAAAUCCCAUCUUUUAAGUGGCGAAGGGGGAAGUCAGACACGAUAUUCUGGAGACUCGUAUUCUUUCAAGGGUUCUGGGAACAGUGACAAGCAUAAAGGCGGGUUUUUGAAGGGCGCUAUUGGUCGCAAGCUGCAAGCUAUCGGCGGCAGGAGGAGGAGGGAUCGAGGCAAUGAUGCACUAUCCGGUUCCUCUGAACUAGAACAAGACGAGGGGUAUUCUGAUUCGGAAAGCCUCAAACACAACCAAUAA
This is a messenger RNA of Pseudogymnoascus destructans, 8841 nucleotides long. RefSeq lists its product as uncharacterized. The transcript has a single exon. NCBI's taxonomy places the organism in Eukaryota, Fungi, Ascomycota, Leotiomycetes, Thelebolales, Thelebolaceae. The record is from RefSeq and is a predicted model, not a curated record. The coding region runs from base 1 to 8841 and encodes 2946 amino acids.